This is a messenger RNA of Penicillium expansum, 726 nucleotides long. RefSeq lists its product as uncharacterized. The record is from RefSeq and is a predicted model, not a curated record. The transcript is spliced from 3 exons. Lineage: Eukaryota; Fungi; Ascomycota; Eurotiomycetes; Eurotiales; Aspergillaceae. Bases 1 to 726 code for a protein of 241 amino acids.
AUGGGUAGUUCGUACUCAUAUGAGAGCUCGUGGUCAGAUGAGGUGACAUCAGUCAUAAAUAACCACGCAAAAAGCAUAGACAAGCAUGACGAGAUACUUCACGAGCUGCGGUCGUGGUGCGAAAGAUUGGGCAAUGAAAUCAGAGCUGUUAAUGCGAGCACAACCCAAGGCAAUAAUACACAAAAUGAAAGAUUGAGCGUGUAUCUUGAACCUCUUUCCAGAAAGGUUGACGGUUUUAACGCAGAGAACGGUCAACUGCGUGAAAAUCUAGCCGCUCUUUCUGCGAAGAUCGAUCAGAAUAUUGCAGAUAUCAGUCACUGGAAAACAGAAGUUGAAGCUCUACCUGCCAAAUUUCAUGAUGUCCUCGGCACAGAGGUCAAUACUAUGAAUGCGAAGUACCAAGCGCUUUCUACAAAGGUUGAUAAUGGUUUCAACAACAGUCCACCAGCUAUCAACCGGGGGCUUGCUAUCGGGUUAUCUCUUGGCCUCGGCAUUCCUCUAACCAUAUCUCUGGUUUUCUUAUGUGCCAUGUGGAUUCGUCGCAGAUACCCAUAUAUACCGCAACACAUGAAUAACGAGGAAGCUCAAAACUAUAUAAAAAUACACAAAGCAACACGGCAAAAAACACUCACCGAAAAGCUCUGCAAGCUUUUUGAAGCCCUUGGUUUCAAAAAGAAGCAGGCUGUUCCGGAGAUCUAUGUGAUGGAAAACACACCCACGAAGUGA